Contarinia nasturtii (swede midge) is the source of this 3944-nucleotide messenger RNA. It is a transcript of the gene stw, whose product is annotated as laccase-2. Gene Ontology annotation, cellular component: plasma membrane. The coding region runs from base 198 to 2450 and encodes 750 amino acids. The transcript has 9 exons. NCBI's taxonomy places the organism in Eukaryota, Metazoa, Arthropoda, Insecta, Diptera, Cecidomyiidae. The record is from RefSeq and is a predicted model, not a curated record. Gene Ontology annotation, molecular function: copper ion binding; oxidoreductase activity. Gene Ontology annotation, biological process: iron ion transport.
UUAUCAUCAAUUACAUUUAUAUGAACAAUUUUUUUUCUUCGGUUUUAACUAUCGAUAAAUUACGAUUUUGUUAUUAUUUUCAUUGUUCGGUCGUUCGGUUAAUUAUUACUCAAUUUCAAACGAAAUAGAAACACUGAAAAACGAUAAAAGAAAAAAAGAAAUACAAAAAACAAAGAUAAACAAAUUUAUAGUAAACUAUGGCUGUUAAGUGGAAACCAAGUGCCACCGCAUUCUGUGUGCUUUGUUGUUUUUUAAUAAUUCUACCAAAUGCAUUUGUGAACAGCGUACGAGUUCAAUCGAAACGCGUUAAAGGAGCUAAAGACACAUCAGAUAAAUCAGAUCAAUCGACGGCCGAAUCAUUUUGGCGGUCUCACAUAACGACGCCGGGCGCCGAUUUAUCAGCAAUAGAUAAUAACUUCUUUUCGGCAACACAUGGUUUAGUUCAAACACAUCCAUCGCUGAGCGGUGGCAUUUCACGGCCGGCUGGCAUUCGAACUGGCACAUCAAUAAAUCCAUCGUUGGGUGCAACAUUAGCGGCAGCUAAUCCAAAAUCGCCAUAUAGACAUUUGGACUUUGCCAGCAGUGCAACGGCUGAAUUACGUCGCAAUCCAAAUUUAUCGGCACCAGAUGAAUGUGCACGCGCCUGUCGAGAGGGAGAACCACCUAGAAUAUGUUACUAUCAUUUUACACUUGAAUAUUAUACGGUUUUGGGAGCAGCAUGUCAAGUGUGCACACCAAAUGCAACAAACACCGUAUGGAGUCAUUGCCAGUGUGUGCUUGCCGAUGGCGUUGAACGUGGUAUAUUGACAGCAAAUCGUAUGAUACCCGGACCAAGUAUACAAGUUUGUGAAAAUGAUAAGGUUGUUGUUGAUGUGGAAAAUCAUAUGGAAGGCAUGGAAGUAACAAUCCAUUGGCACGGCAUUCAUCAACGUGGAUCACAAUACUAUGAUGGUGUACCGUUUGUAACGCAAUGUCCAAUUCAACAAGGCAACACAUUCAGAUAUCAAUUUACUGGCAAUUCCGGAACACAUUUCUGGCACGCACAUACUGGUCUUCAAAAAAUCGAUGGUAUCUAUGGUAGUUUGAUCGUACGUCAGCCACCGUCACGUGAUCCAAAUUCGCAUUUAUACGAUUUUGAUUUGACGACACACAUUGUAUUACUUAGUGAUUGGUUGCAUGAAGAUGCUGCCGAACGUUAUCCCGGCCGUUUGGCUGUCAACACCGGACAAGAUCCCGAAUCAAUGCUAAUCAAUGGCCGUGGACAAUUCCGUGAUCCAAACACUGGCUUCAUGACAAAUACACCGCUCGAAAUAUUCACAAUGACACCAGGUCGACGAUAUCGUUUCCGUUUAAUUAAUGCAUUUGCGUCAGUUUGUCCAGCACAAAUCACAUUCGAAGGUCAUGGUUUGACAAUAAUUGCAACUGACGGCGAGCCAGUGCAUCCAGUUCAAGUGAAUACUAUUAUCUCAUUUUCGGGUGAAAGAUACGAUUUCGUAAUAAAUGCUGAUCAACCAGUUGGAGCUUAUUGGAUUCAAGCUCGUGGUUUGGGUGAAUGUGGUAUUCGACGUGUACAACAAUUGGCCAUCCUUCGUUAUGCCCGUGGUCCAUACCAACCAACAGCAGCUGCACCAACAUACGAUGUCGGUCUGCCACAAGGAGUCGUUUUGAAUCCAUUGGAUGCCCAAUGUAACCAGCAGCGUGAUGACGCUAUAUGCGUGUCACAAUUGAAAAAUGCCCAGCAAAUCGAUCGAGAUAUUUUGCAGCAAAAACCAGAUGUUAAGAUUUUCUUGCCAUUCCGGUUCUAUUUGUAUCGUGUCGAAGAGCUCUUCCAACCCAAUACAUACAAUCGAUUCUUGGUUGCACCGACCGGAGACCAUGUGAUUUCGUUGAUCGAUGAGAUUUCAUAUUUGUCACCGCCAGCGCCACUUCUAACACAAUACGAUGACAUCAAUCCGGAGCAAUUUUGUAACGGUGACAAUCGUCCGGCUAAUUGUGGCAAUAAUUGCAUGUGCACCCACAAAAUUGAUAUACCGGUUAAUGCAAUCGUUGAAAUUGUUUUAGUUGACGAAGUUCAACAACCAAAUCUAAGUCAUCCCUUCCAUUUGCAUGGUUACAGUUAUAGUGUAAUUGGUAUCGGCCGAUCGCCGGACACAAAUGUAAAAAAGAUCAAUUUAAAACACGCACUCGAUUUGGAUCGUCGCGGUUUAUUGCAUCGACAAUAUAAUUUACCACCAUCAAAAGACACAAUAGCUGUACCAAAUAAUGGAUAUGUUGUAUUACGUUUUAGAGCUGAUAAUCCCGGGAGUUGGUUAUUCCAUUGCCAUUUCCUCUACCACAUUGUCAUAGGAAUGAAUUUAAUUUUGCAAGUCGGUACGCAAAGUGAUUUACCGCCGAUACCACCAAACUUUCCAACAUGUGGUGAUCACACACCACCAAUACCUAUCAAUUAAACAUAAAACACCUCAGAACACCAUUUUACAAACGAAAAAAAAAACGAAACCGAACUUUUUUUGCCCCGUUUUACCAACUCUUUCAAUUUCAUUUCCCAAAAUUAUCGCUCUUUUGACAUUCAUAAUAUAUAUUCGCUCUUUCGAUGUGUCAAAAUGUGAUUUACAUGGCUAUCACACACACAUAUAUAUAUAUAUACACUUCAUUUUAAUUUUUCGUAGCAUUUAAACAGCAUUAGUGUAAAUUUAAUAACUACCCACAUCAACGAACUAAACGAAAAAAAAUUCGAAUCAAACCAAAUGCAAUGAGACUCGAACACGACUCGGAAUUUGCACGUACAUAAAGAAAGGAGUUUGCUAUUUAAAUUCAACUAUUCAAUAUCAGAGGCGAUAAAUCGCGCUCAACCAUGUUUUUGCUCAUUUUUUGGUGGUGGUUUUGUGUCGUUAUAAACUCCAAAAUUAUUAUUCUGCAAAAACUAAUCGAUAUCUUUUUUUGUAUACUACAUCGGCACAUUUGAUGAUAAUGGGUAAUUUGAAAGCAUUCUACUCAAUGUGGAAAAUUUGCAUGCAUUUUGAAUGAUGAAAGGUUCGAAAUAAAUAAAGUCCAAUGUAAUUAUUUCUAAUAGAUACCCUCCCCCUCCCUCAACAUACUAUAACUCCCCAACCAUAACAUGCUCACAUACAGAACCUCUUUUUUUGUAUAAAUUAGACGCUAAGUUUAUAAAAGCCAAGUUUUCGUUGCUUGUUUUUAACUUAUAUAAUGAAUUUCUUUCCUUUUUUUGUAGAGAAAAUCUUUUUGCCAAAUUAUAAUUUUAUUUUAUUUUUUUUUACACCAUUGGCAUGAACAAAUAACUAAUCAAAUCAAACAAAAAAUAACAAUUUCAUUCACAUUAAUCGAAAUGGAAUGACUCUUUUAAAAAAAUUCACGAUUUAAUGCCAGAAAAUUAUACAAACUUUUUUGCGUUCACACAUUUCGAUUUAAAUAAUUAAAAUACAUUCGUGAUUAUCCCGAUGUGACUUCGAAGAAAUGCUAUUUGCUCGAAUUAAAUGUGUUUUCUUCUUCUACAUUCCCACUGUGAAUCAUAUGAUUUUUAAUUGGGAAUUCAAAAAAUGAAAUCUUCGAAUAAAUAGAAAUCCAAAUUAGCGACAAAAAAAAUAGAGAAAAAAAAUUGACGAUAGACUGAAACUAAGCGCACAUUCAGUGAUUUUGUCACCAGAUCCGUUCAUCUAGCCUACACAUUAGCCCUCCGAAAAUCCCAUUUUAAAUGCAAUUUAUCAUUCCAUCAAUUCUUGUCCAAUUCACCGAUUAAUCGCAGAAAAAAAUUGAAUACUUCAUGAAUGCCCUAAUUAAAAUGACUUUCCCUUAAAAAAAUCCAAGUUCCACAAAUUUCGAAAUGAAGUGAAUACCAAACUAGAGCAAAUUAUAUAUUUUUUCGCAACUAUUGAAUUACUCAUAAUUUAAUAUUUUAAUACAAAAUGCAAAUUUUUUUUAAUCAA